Physeter macrocephalus (sperm whale) is the source of this 1087-nucleotide messenger RNA. It is a transcript of the gene NKIRAS2, whose product is annotated as NFKB inhibitor interacting Ras like 2. The record is from RefSeq and is a predicted model, not a curated record. Gene Ontology annotation, molecular function: GTPase activity; GTP binding; GTPase activating protein binding. The transcript is spliced from 5 exons. Lineage: Eukaryota; Metazoa; Chordata; Mammalia; Artiodactyla; Physeteridae. The coding region runs from base 491 to 1066 and encodes 191 amino acids. Gene Ontology annotation, biological process: Ral protein signal transduction; canonical NF-kappaB signal transduction.
AGCGGCCUCCCGCCCCCGGAGGUCCAGGGUGGUCUCCUCGCCGGAGCGGGGGCCCAAGGACGGUUUCUCACGUGGUCCUGUAGCUGGCACAGAGUAGGAGCUCAGAAGACACUGGAUGAAUAAAUGACUGAGUAAACAAAGUGUUACUGUAGUAGCCUUUAGAGAAAGAACAGAUGGGCAUCUGAGGCACCAAAACAGCACCCGGCCGGUCAAGGGAGCCUAGAACCCUGUGCUCUGGCGACCACCCAGCCCAGGUCCCGGCCGUCAUUUCCCCUCCGGCCUCUGGAGGCGCUGUUCGGCUGGCGCCCGCUCUCCACCGCCAAAAUAGGUCUUGCGGGAUGGAAGCUACGGGGCGGGGCCAGACGGAGCCCGGAGGGACCCGGAGGAAGAUCCGAGUGUUUGCGGCCGUGCUGCCCCACCCCUGGUCCCGGCGCGCGUAGAGGGGCCUGGCCGGGCUGCUGCGAGGGCCCCAGGAGGUCGAAAGCUAAGCAUGGGGAAGAGCUGCAAGGUGGUCGUGUGUGGCCAGGCUUCUGUGGGCAAAACUUCAAUCCUGGAGCAGCUUCUGUACGGAAACCACGUAGUGGGUUCUGAGAUGAUUGAGACGCAGGAGGACAUCUACGUGGGCUCCAUUGAGACUGACCGGGGCGUGCGGGAGCAGGUGCGUUUCUACGACACCCGGGGGCUCCGAGAUGGGGCUGAGUUGCCCCGGCACUGCUUCUCCUGCACUGAUGGCUAUGUCCUGGUCUACAGCACGGACAGCCGAGAGUCCUUUCAGCGCGUGGAGCUGCUCAAGAAGGAGAUUGACAAAUCCAAAGACAAGAAGGAGGUAACCAUCGUGGUCCUCGGCAACAAGUGUGACCUGCAGGAGCAGCGGCGUGUAGACCCGGAUGUGGCUCAGCACUGGGCCAAGUCGGAGAAGGUGAAGCUUUGGGAGGUGUCGGUGGCUGACCGCCGCUCACUGCUGGAGCCCUUCGUCUACCUGGCCAGCAAGAUGACCCAGCCCCAGAGCAAGUCUGCCUUCCCCCUCAGCCGCAAGAACAAGGGCAGCGGCUCCUUGGAUGGCUGAAGAGCUGCCUUGCCAGCCCUG